Molecule: messenger RNA, 1563 nt
Organism: Iphiclides podalirius (scarce swallowtail)
Lineage: Eukaryota; Metazoa; Arthropoda; Insecta; Lepidoptera; Papilionidae
Source: the annotation of a GenBank genome assembly
AUGGAGGUGGGUGUAUGGCUGAUCGGCGUGCUGCUAAGAGUGCUUGACUUUAUCCUGGCGCCGCUGUACUGGCUGCGGCCUCGCGACCCCCGCCGCCUGCCGCCCAUCCGGGACCCCCUGCUGUUGAGAAGCGCCACCGACCUCGCGAGGGGCAUCAGAACCGGAGAGCUGACAAGCGAGCAGGUGGUGGUUACGUUUAUCGAGCGGGUGAAAGAAGUCGACCCUUACCUGAACGCAGUCGUCGACGAGAGGUACAGCGAUGCCAUCGAAGAAGCAAAGGCGUUGGACCGGCAGCUGCAGGAAGCGAGAGAGAGAGGCACGUUAGAAGAACUGCUGAAGGAUAAACCGCUGUACGGAGUACCGUUCACUGUCAAAGAGAGCUGCUCGCUGGCUGGUCUGUCCAGCUCCGUGGGCUGCCUGGAGGCGGCGGGGCGGCGCGCGGCGCGGGACGGGGGCGCGGUGAGGGCCACCAGGGCGGCGGGCGCCGUGCCGCUGCUGGUCAGCAACACGCCCGAGCUCUGCCUCGGCUGGGAGAGCACCAACCUGCUGCGCCCGGCCACCAACAACCCCUACAGCCUGGACCACACGCCGGGCGGCUCGUCCGGCGGCGAGGCCGCGUUGCUCGCCAGCGGGGCGUCCCCUUUGAGCGUGUCGUCGGACAUUGCCGGCUCCAUCCGCAUCCCGGCGGCAUUCUGCGGCAUCUUCGGACACAAGCCCACGCCAGGUAUAAUCCCGAUAGACGGCCACAUCCCUACGCUGACGGACGAGAAGUAUCCCAAACUGCUGACUGUGGGGCCGAUGUGCCGCCACGCGGAAGACCUGCCCCUCCUAAUGAAGGUCAUGGCUGGUGACAAGAGCCACCUGCUAAAUCUGGACGAGCCCGUGGAUUUGUCAAAAAUAAGGGUGCACUACAUGACCGAGGCGUCGCGUUCGCUGGCGAUGAGCAGCGUAGAGGGCGGAAUCAAAGAGGCCAUCCUGGCGGCAGUCUCCUAUCUGCGGGACCAGUGCGGCGCGCAGAUUGUCGAGAGAAAAUUCAAAGAAUUGGAGGAUUCAGUGGAGAUGUCCAUAUCAGUGUUUUUCUCUAUGAAAGACAUUCCCAAUCUGCUACAGGACCCUGCCAACCCUAAACGCGAUAAAAGCCUAAUAGUGGAGCUAAUAAAGUACAUGUUUGGCGGAGCGAGUCGAUCUCUUCAGGGACUGGGUUUCGCACUUAUAAACAGGACGAAACUGUUCAUACCGGAAUCGAGGCGCAGAUAUUACGAAAAAAAGGCUGAUUUGCUACGAGAAGAAAUGACGCGCGCGCUGGGCGCGGACGGCGUGGUGGUGUGGCCGGCGCACGUGGGCGCGGCGCACCGACACGGCCGCGUCUUCUGGCGCGCGCCCGGCGUGCUCUACGCGAUGCCGCUCAACGUGCUGCGCCUGCCCGCCGCCGCGGCGCCGCUCGCCGCCGCUGGGGGGCUGCCCCUGGCCGUGCAGAUCGUCGCGGGCCCCUACCAAGACAGGCUUUGCUUGGCGGUAGCGAAGGCGUUAGAGGAGGGUUUUGGCGGAUGGAGACCUCCUUCG